AUGUCUGAGGCCAAGGACCUUAUUGCUAGAGCCGAGAAGAAAGCGCAGCCUGCUUCAGGGCUUAUGAAGUGGCUCACGGGCGGUGACAGUUACCGCCUGGAGGAGGCAUCGGAUUUGUAUGUGGAGGCAGCCAACCUGUACAGACUUUCGAAGGAGCUGAGCGCCGCAGGCGACACGUUCUGGAAGGCCGCAGAGUGCCAGGUGGAGGCGGGCAACGAGGACGAGGCAGGCAACACAUUUGUAGAAGCAUACAAGUGCUAUAAGGGGGCGAACCCCGAGCGCGCGUGCGAAGCGCUGGAGCGGGCCAUCGCGAUAUUCACACGCAAGGGCCAGUUUCGCCGCGGCGCGUACUUCAAGUUCGAGCUAGCUGAGGUCCAGGAGACCGACCUGCAGGAUUACGGCCGUGCGCGGGAAAAUUACGAGUUGGCAGGUGACUGGUACAUGCAGGACCAGGCGCUGGCGCUCUCCAACAAGGCAUACAUCAAGUGCGCGGACCUGAAUGCGCUGGACGAAAAGUACCUCGCUGCCGCUGAGCUCUAUCGCAAAAUCAUCUCCAACUCAGUGGGGAACCGUCUCUCCCAGUGGUCUCUGCGCGAUUACUACCUCAAACUGUGCCUCUGUUUUCUGGCUGCAUCCGACACCGUUGCGGCCGAGAAAACGCUGCAGGAGGCGUUACAGGAGGACAGUUCCUUCCACGGUUCCCGUGAGCACGAUCUGCUUGCUGCCAUUAUCGAGGAUGUCAAACAAGGCGACGUCGAAGCAUUCAGCAAUCACGUGUUCGAAUUCGACAAGUUCAGCAAGCUGGACAAGUGGAAGACCACCGUGCUGCUCCGCGUUAAGACCUCCAUCACGGAGGUCGAAGAUGAUUUGUUAUAA
This is a messenger RNA of Eremothecium gossypii ATCC 10895, 876 nucleotides long. RefSeq names its product alpha-soluble NSF attachment protein SEC17 (gene SEC17). The record is from RefSeq and is marked provisional. Gene Ontology annotation, biological process: SNARE complex disassembly; intracellular protein transport. The transcript has a single exon. Bases 1 to 876 code for a protein of 291 amino acids. Gene Ontology annotation, cellular component: SNARE complex; vacuolar membrane. NCBI's taxonomy places the organism in Eukaryota, Fungi, Ascomycota, Saccharomycetes, Saccharomycetales, Saccharomycetaceae. Gene Ontology annotation, molecular function: syntaxin binding; soluble NSF attachment protein activity.